Messenger RNA from Gracilinanus agilis (Agile Gracile Mouse Opossum), 2550 nucleotides. Its product is annotated as protocadherin gamma-B1-like. NCBI's taxonomy places the organism in Eukaryota, Metazoa, Chordata, Mammalia, Didelphimorphia, Didelphidae. Gene Ontology annotation, cellular component: plasma membrane. The transcript is spliced from 2 exons. Gene Ontology annotation, molecular function: calcium ion binding. Gene Ontology annotation, biological process: homophilic cell-cell adhesion. The record is from RefSeq and is a predicted model, not a curated record. The coding region runs from base 1 to 2550 and encodes 849 amino acids.
AUGGAAAGAAGUGCAGAGCAGAAGGGCUGGGCACUGAGGCCGCAGGUAUUGUUUCUUUUCUUGGCGUCUUUGUUCAAUUUCGCGCUUUCUGAGCAGAUCCGCUACUCCAUUCCAGAGGAAAUGGAGAAAGGGUCGGUGGUGGGGAACCUCGCCAAAGAUCUGGGGCUCGAUACCCGGGAUUUGUCUAUUCGGAAACUGCGGAUUAGUGCAGAGAAUGAAUACUUUGCUGUGAGCUCAGAGAGCGGAGAAUUACUAGUAAGAGGCAGAAUAGAUCGAGAGGAAAUAUGCGGGAGCAGGUCCGAAUGUGCCCUGGAGUUCGAAACAGUAGCUGAAAAUCCAAUGAAUGUCUUCUUUAUAAUUGUGACGAUUCAGGAUAUUAAUGACAACCCGCCGCAAUUCCUUACAAACUAUAUUUCCCUAGAAAUAAGUGAACUGACACUUCCAGGAGCGAAAUUUGCUCUUUCUUCAGCACGCGAUUCAGACGUGGGCAUGAACUCUCUUAAAACAUAUCAGAUCAAUCCCGACCCCCAUUUCUCUCUGUCAGUGAAGGAAAGACUAGAUGGUAGUAAAUACCCGCAAUUGCUUUUGGAAAGAUUUCUGGACCGAGAAAUUCAGAGUUCUCACAAUUUGGUCCUGAUGGCUAUCGAUGGCGGAGAACCGGCCCAAAGCGGCUCGGCCCAAAUCAGGAUCAAUGUCACCGACGCCAACGAUAAUGCCCCAGUUUUUAGCCAAGAUACUUACAGGGUCAGUCUUCGAGAGAACUUGCCCCCGGGCUCCUCAGUACUGCGUGUGACCGCCACCGACAAAGAUGAGGGGAUCAAUGCAGAGAUUACCUUCUCUUUCCGCAAUGAGGAUAAUAGUAGACAAUUGUUCUACCUCCAUCCCAAUAGUGGAGAAAUUAUAACUGAAGAUAUAUUGGACUUUGAAGAAACAAAUAGAUAUAUGAUGGAUGUCGAAGCAAAGGACGGAAGUCACACAGCACAUUGUAACAUUCAAAUUGAAAUUCUCGAUGAAAAUGACAAUGCCCCAGAGGUGAAUUUUGUCUCACUCUCUGAUCAAAUUCCGGAAGACUCCUUGCCAGGAACUGUUAUCGCACUCAUUAAAACACAUGACCGAGAUUCGAAGGAAAAUGGCCAGGUCUCUUGUCAUAUCCAAGAAAAUAUUCCUUUCAAGUUAGAGUCCUCUUCUAGGAAUUACCACAAAUUGCUGACAGAUGGGCCUCUUGACCGUGAGCAGACUCCGAAGUAUAAUAUCACUGUGGUAGCUGUAGACAAGGGAAACCCACCUCUGUUCACCAGCAAAAUAUUUGUCUUGCACAUUGCAGACAUUAAUGACAAUGCCCCAGUUUUUCUCCGGCCUUCCUAUGUCGCUUAUGUUUCUGAAAAUAACCCUUCUGGUUCUUCCAUCGCCAAGGUCUUGGCAGAGGACCCUGACCUUGAACAGAAUGGCAGAGUGUCCUACUCUAUACUGAGCAGUGACUUGGCCUCGCUCCCGCUGCUCUCCUACGUGUCUGUCAAUGGACAUAGUGGGGACAUCUUCGCACGGCAUUCCUUCGACUACGAGCAGGUCAAGACUUUCGAACUGACGUUGCAGGCCCAAGAUUCUGGAUCUCCUGCUCUGAGAACUAACGUUAGCCUGCGCGUAUUCAUCGUCGACUGCAAUGACAAUGCCCCAAACGUCCUAUACCCUGCCCUGGCGUCUGACAGUUCUGCCCUUUUUGAUACGGUCCCUAGACUGGCAGAGCCUGGCUACCUGGUCACCAAGGUGGUGGCUGUGGAUGCAGACUCAGGACACAAUGCGUGGCUGGCCUAUCGGAUGCUGCAGGCUACGGAUCCCGGGCUCUUUAGUGUGGGGCUGCGCACAGGCGAGGUCAGGACCAUCAGAGCUUUGUCUGAUAAAGAGGCAACUAGGCACCGCCUGCUGGUCUCCGUGCAGGAUGGUGGGCAGCCUCCACUCUCGGCCACUGUAGCUUUGCACUUGGUCUUCGCAGACAACCUGCAGGAGGCGCUACCCAAGAUGAGGGAGGAGCACUCAGAUCUCCUGAACCCCAAGUCUGAGCUACAAUUUUACCUAGUAAUAGCUUUAUCCCUCAUUUCUGUGCUCUUCCUCAUCACAAUAACACUUACAGUCACUCUGCAUCUCCGGAGAUCUUGUAAUCCCAACAUGUUGAGCUGUGUCCAUGUAGAUGUUUGCUCUAAGGCUAAGCCUGUUGUCCCCCCAAACUACAAUGAGGGGACUUUGCCAUAUUCUUACAAUCUGUCUGUGGCCUCAGAAGCAGGAAAGAUGGAAUAUAAUUUCCUCAAAUUUGCUGAAGGAAUGACACCUCCCCAGAAUCUCCUCUUUAAUGAGGACUCUUGGGUCCUAAACAAUAGUAAUGGAGAACUCAAGGUCACAUCUGAUUUGGACACUUCUUCUCAGGGAGAGAAAUCCAGCAAUUCCUUCCGGCUUCCAACCCACAGAGCCAAGGAUUGCUCAGGAGCACAAAGAAAACGCUACAGACACAAGAAUCUGUGGAACAGAAUCGGCCAGCAAACUUCCCAAGCUAAUUAA